This is a messenger RNA of Rhodotorula toruloides NP11, 879 nucleotides long. RefSeq lists its product as uncharacterized. The transcript is spliced from 3 exons. The record is from RefSeq and is a predicted model, not a curated record. The coding region runs from base 1 to 879 and encodes 292 amino acids. Lineage: Eukaryota; Fungi; Basidiomycota; Microbotryomycetes; Sporidiobolales; Sporidiobolaceae.
AUGGCUACCGCUGGGCUUUUACAAUAUGCCAGCUCUGCGCUGCCUCAGACGAGGGACCGCGAUCGCUCUACCUCGCGUCCAGGUCGCCCAGGCCGUCCCGCUCACCGCAACAUCCAGAUCCAACCGACUCUGCGCACGAUUAACGAGAUCAUCCAGGCGCUGCGCGAGCGACCACUCCCCGACCUGGACAGCACGCGAAGCGUCACCGCCGUCGAACCCCUCCUUUACCUCCCUCCGAUUCUCUCGCUCUUCCCAGCCUCCUUCGUCGACAGCCGGUCGCUCGUCACCAGCACCAACGUACAGUACACCAACUCCCGCCUACCCGCUGUCGACCCCGUCACUCUCGCCUUCCACCGCGCCCUGCACGCCUUCCGCCCACUCACGCCACUCUACGCUGUCGUACCCUACGCUGAAGCGUUCAAUUGGUCCGAGAUCGUCCUCAAAGACGACGAGCAGGGCACGGUGCGGGCAGCGGAGCGGGAGUGGUAUGUUGUCGCUUUCAGGAGUCGGAGAAGGAGAGGAUUGAGUGAGGAAGAGGCGGAGAGGCUGUACAAGGCGGACAGGGCGGCACACGAGGAGGCUGUCGCACGCAAGAUCCUUAUGUACUGGUUCGGCGCACCCUUCCCCUCCGCCUCGGAGCAGAACGACGCACCCAUCGACGACGACCUUGUCGGCGUCAAUCUCGCGACGUGUAUCUGGAACUCGCGGCGAGACGCUAUCGAGGCAAUGAGGGGGGAGAAGCAUCGCGAGGCGGCGAAGCUGGCGAGCACGACGUACGAGACGUACCAGCUCGAACGGUACAUCAUUCGGAAGGAGCGGGGAGAGUUGGGCAUCUCGGUGCGGGAUUGGCACGGCGGAGAGGUGGUUGGCGCAUCGUAG